CUCUUACGAGUUGAUAUACGAUAAGGUAGAGCGAGUAAGCCUACGUCAUCUACGUGGACUUUGCCCCUUUUGCUCCGAUUAAUAAAAAUAAAUUUCAAUCGGAACGUUCAGUCAACCGUUGACCGGGAUUUCGUCACCAUGUCCGUCGCCACGAAAGGGAUUUUCAUCGUCGCCGCAAAACGCACCCCUUUUGGAACACUGGGUGGUAAAUUUGUGAACAAAUCUGCGACUGACCUUCAAGAAGUCGCUGCCAAAGCUGCCAUCGCAGCCGGUGGUCUGAAACCAGAGCAGAUCGACAGUGUGGUGAUCGGGAACGUUUUAGUCAGCUCAGCUACCGACGGUAUAUUUGCUCCGCGUCACGUUCUUCUUAGGAGUGGAAUUCCACUGGACAGACCAGCUUUGGGUGUAAACCGUCUCUGUGGAUCGGGAUUCCAGGCUCUCGCCAAUGGCGCACAGAGCAUUCUCGUCGGUGAGUCAAAGAUCGUUCUCACCGGUGGAGUGGAUAACAUGAGCCAGGCGCCAUUCGUGGUCAGAGGCAUCAGGUUCGGUACAACUUUGGGCCAGAACUUUAAUCUAGAAGACAGUUUAUGGGCGGGAUUAACCGACACUCAUUGUCAAAUGCCAAUGGCCAUCACAGCCGAGACUCUGGGAGCCAAGUACGGAAUAAAAAGGGAGGAAGUCGACGCGUUUGCGUUGAGAAGUCAGCAGCUCUGGAAAGCAGCUAACGAUGCCGGAUACUUCAAAGAAGAAUUGACACCCGUGACUGUCCAGAUAAAAAAGAAAGACGUCGUCGUCGAUGUCGACGAACAUCCUCGGCCGCAAACUACGGCUGAAGGACUCGCCAAACUUCCAACUAUUUUCAAGAAGAACGGACUCGUAACCGCGGGAUCAGCAUCCGGAAUUUCCGACGGAGCUGGAGCAGUAAUAGUGGCAAGCGAAGAAGCUGUGAAAUCCCAAGGAUUGAAACCACUCGCGAGACUCGUUGGAUACAGUGUCGUAGGAGUAGAACCAAGUAUUAUGGGAAUUGGUCCGGCGCCGGCGAUCCGAAACCUCCUCAAGAUAACCGGCAAGACUUUGAACGACAUCGAUCUCAUCGAAAUCAACGAAGCUUUCGGUGCCCAGACAUUGGCUUGCGCCAAGGAACUUGAAUUAGAUAUGAACAAAUUGAACGUCAACGGUGGUGCCAUUGCCGUCGGACAUCCUUUGGCCGCCAGUGGAUCCAGAAUUUCCGGACACCUCGUCCACGAAUUGAGGAGGAGGAAAGCGAAAUUCGGAAUCGGUUCCGCGUGUAUCGGAGGUGGUCAGGGUAUCGCUGUCCUAAUCGAAGCUCUUUGAGAUCGAUCAUCCAACUGCAAUGCAACUACACUGCAAAUACUCGCCAAAAAAUGAUGAACGCACAUCAUCUUACUGUAAUACCUACAACAAUAAACACCUUCGAUACGUGCCUUGCAA
This is a messenger RNA of Athalia rosae (coleseed sawfly), 1452 nucleotides long. RefSeq names its product 3-ketoacyl-CoA thiolase, mitochondrial (gene yip2). Lineage: Eukaryota; Metazoa; Arthropoda; Insecta; Hymenoptera; Athaliidae. The record is from RefSeq and is a predicted model, not a curated record. The coding region runs from base 139 to 1335 and encodes 398 amino acids. The transcript is spliced from 8 exons. Gene Ontology annotation, biological process: fatty acid beta-oxidation. Gene Ontology annotation, molecular function: acetyl-CoA C-acetyltransferase activity.